Molecule: messenger RNA, 1413 nt
Organism: Exophiala dermatitidis NIH/UT8656
Lineage: Eukaryota; Fungi; Ascomycota; Eurotiomycetes; Chaetothyriales; Herpotrichiellaceae
Product: peroxiredoxin pmp20
Exons: 4
Coding region: 562-1062 (166 amino acids)
Biological process (GO): cellular response to oxidative stress; hydrogen peroxide catabolic process; cell redox homeostasis
Cellular component (GO): mitochondrion; cytoplasm; peroxisome
Molecular function (GO): thioredoxin peroxidase activity
Source: RefSeq, a predicted model, not a curated record
GGGGAAGGGGUGACCGAACCACCUCGUCAGCAACCCACACCAGCACUGGCCGGAGGACUACGACAGUACUAUAUCAAUGGUAGUGGCAUACUACUUCCUGGGCACCCAACCUGGAACUGUCGGUUGAGCAUGUGGACAGUGGGAUGCGAUUUGAGGACCGUCUACCGUAAAGCAGCGCACCGCGGGCUGCAGUGAGGCAGGCCACCCGGAUCAUACGCGGAGCACUGCAUGAUAAGAUAAGAUCCAUCCACGCACCCCUCGAUGCUCCGAAUCGGAGGAGUCUCUCUGCCCCUCGGGCUCCAUUCUUCGCCAUCGCGCGGUGACCGUGUUUCGGAGACCUUCUAUAAUACCGCAACUUGAAUUCAAUGACUGUUGUUGACGUCGGGAUCAGGCUGAGGUGUCCACAUGUGCUUAUCACAGGUUUGUACCAGGUAUAUCUACUGAUUGUGUCUCCCGUAGUCGGUCUCAGUUUCUGUCUCUUGCAAACUUUCAGGAUACUUUCGGACUUUUGCUUUCGCGCACUUCACCUGCAUAUAUUUCCGACCUUUAACACAAUACACCAUGCCGGGCCUCAAACCAGGAGAUUCUUUCCCUGACGACGUCGUCUUCUCUUACAUCCCAUGGACUCCUGAGACCGCGGAUGUCAGAGUAUGCGGCAUCCCGACGAACUACCCAGCCUCGAAAGAGUGGAAGGACAAGAAGGUCGUCCUGUUCGCACUUCCUGGCGCCUUUACUCCCAGCUGCUCUGCCAGCCAUCUGCCGGGCUACAUUGAGAAGCUGGACCAGAUCAAGGCCAAGGGUGUGGACGUGGUCGCUGUGCUCGCAUCCAAUGAUGCGUAUGUCAUGAGCGGCUGGCAGAAGGCGAACAACGUCAAGAACGAUGAUAUUCUCUUCCUUAGCGACCCUGACGCGAAGUUCUCGAAGUCGAUCGGCUGGGCCGACGGUGAGCGCUGCUCUCGCUACGCCAUUAUCAUCGACCACGGCAAAGUCACCUAUGCGGAGAAGGAGCCCGGACGAGACGUUACGGUUUCCGGGGCAUCUGCUGUCCUCCAGCACCUAUAAGUUGGUGGUUCAGCUGGAUACAUGUUCUGAAGAAACGUGGUGCUCAACAAAAUAGAAUCCUGGCGCCCGAUAGACAGUAGACACCGACAUACUACCGGCAUAGAGAAGACAUUAUAAUAGACCAAUAGAGAUUCGACUCUGCAAAAACUGCAUAUUCGGAGCCAUCCAUCACCACAUCUUUCCAUUGGAGCCCAGAAAGGUUAGAGGUCUUUUUCAUCGCCAUGCUCAUAUAACCACUCCUGUAUACACUACAAUGUAUGCCCCCCCAGCCCAUGGCGGAACUUCCCUCUGAAGGUACCGGUUCCGCUAGAACUUAAGGGGGCAAUGCAUCUGGGGCAUCAGGAGUCUCGG